AUGCCACUUCCAGUUGACUGUUCUCAACCAAGGCUGGAGCCCAGACGAAGCCUUGAAUUCCUCGCAUCUACCUAUGAUGCCAGUGCCGAAAACUCGUCUUCCCAGAACGACGAGGAUGUUUCCGCAGCCGAAUCGGAUGAUUCCAACGUCACCCAAGAGGAACCUGUCGAAACGAUUCUCGCAGAAGCUGAGGCUGCCCGGCAGCAGAAGAUGCGCCUCGGAUGCAGACCGACGAGAUCUAUCAAGAAGUACGAUCCGGAGGACGUCAAUCUCAUCCCUAUGGCCGAUAACCACCCCAGAGCAAAGCUGUAUCCAGGUCCAAUCCGUCCUGCUCCACAACGCACUGUUCCAUGGGAUGAAACAUUGUAUCGUACCUGCUGCGCCGACGAAAGGAUGCAUUUUUGUUCGGAGUUGCUUGCUUGGGACAGUUUCUUGAGAUCGAUCAGACGCGACUGGAUCAGGCGUGAUGAGGCGGCAGAAGACACAAUUCCACCACCGCCACCCGUGCUUGAGUGGGAUCCUUUAGACCUACACACGCGAUAUCUGGUCUUUUUGAAGCAGACCCGGACUGAUGACGAGAAUGACGACAACUACUUCACGGUCCUCAGCCGGUUCAACUUCUGGCCGUAUCAUCUGUUCGUGGAUCAUGUCGAAGCAGUUGAGCGACAAGUUGCCGAGAUACGAAAAGAGCGUGGUUUGGCACACACUCCUUCAGUUGGAGUGACCGAGCCAAAUCAAAACAGACUUCGACAGGCAAAAACACAAUCAACAUUGUCUGUGAACACCAACACCCGAGAGGACGAUGCCAGCGAACUAGCUCUGGCACCCAAGCUGGCGAGUACUGAAUUCCAGAAUGCAAUCAGCGGCCCACCAAAGCGACGUUGGCCUGGAGGCACCGCCCACCAGAACCAAACACUAUUACCCAUACCCGCACCAGGGGAAUUGGCUAUCACCAAAGCUACCAAUAAACCCAGCCAUCGUGACGAAUUUCAGGCGAAGCCCGGCUCUGGGAACGGAGCAGCGGAGGCUCCCAGUGACCGUGCGUUUGGGAAGGGCGCUUGUGUGGUGAAACGAUAG
Molecule: messenger RNA, 1077 nt
Organism: Diaporthe citri
Lineage: Eukaryota; Fungi; Ascomycota; Sordariomycetes; Diaporthales; Diaporthaceae
Exons: 1
Coding region: 1-1077 (358 amino acids)
Source: RefSeq, a predicted model, not a curated record